AUAUAUGUCAACCAACAGAAAAUUGCUUGAAACAUCUUUUUGUUGGUGUGGGAUCGGUACCUUAAUUUGAAAAAUUCCGUCUAAAAUGGCUAUUUGGAGAAUAGUGCAAAUAUUGGUGUUCAUAACUGUAGCUAAAGGAAUACCAGUUCCUGAGGACGAAAACAUACAAGAAGCAGUACAACGCCAUGUUCGCAGUACCUUGAUGGCAGAUUUUGAUAAAUGGGCCAAAGAGUAUGUCAAUCAACAGGCCAGGGAGAAAAACCGCAAGGUGUCGUGGUGGGAUCUCUAUGGUAACCAUCAACACCUUAAAGAGAGACCAGAAUACCACAGGUACAAGAUUGAAGUUAGAGCAGGUGAUGUCCAAUACUCCACGGUGACUAGACAGGUAGACAGACCACAGUCUGUCUAUACCAAGUGGUACCACAAUGACCAGGCUAAACAAGUUAUUACCACACAAAUAACGAAGGAGAUACAACAUCAAUCCACAUUUCACUGGUCUAUACAACAAGGAAUUAACAUUAAGGCCAGUGUAACUACAAAAGGAGGAAUUCCAAAGCUCUACGAUAAAGAUACGACCAAUACCACCGAAAUAGACUUAACUGAAAGUCAAGGAAAGAUAACAAGUGAUAUUGAUACCUUCACAUUUUCCUAUACGUUGAAUAUUGAACCCAAAACUUCAGUGAAGGCAGAAUGGAUAAUUGUGGAGCGAGAGGUAGAAGUGCCUUGGGAAGCUGAUGUCUAUAUUGACGGUUGGAUUGCUAUAUGGUUCCAUGAGAAGUGGGAAGGACACUGGCUCUGGUUCCACCCAAUCUAUAUGCUUCAAAAUGAUUUAUUUAAACAAAAUGGUGACGGUUUAGUGUUCCGAGCUAAAGGUGUAUUCAGAGGGAUUCGAGGAAUGGAAUCUUCGAUCCGUACCAACGAGUAUCCUAUUCAACCAAGAGACACUCAGACUGGGGAGCCAUUGUCUGACCCAGGAACGCCAGACAAAACUUUUACAUUUCCCAUGGAUUUGAGAAGCAAUUGAUAUACAAGUUAAUUGUUGGGCAUUUAGUUUGUUUUAAUACAUCAUACAGUUUUUCUUUUCAAAGAAGCUGUUAUGUAAGCUGCUUAUUGAUUUCGUUAUUGAAAAUAGAAUAAAUCUGCAAAAUAAAAUUUUUUAUUGAAAAACAUAA
Limulus polyphemus (Atlantic horseshoe crab) is the source of this 1172-nucleotide messenger RNA. RefSeq lists its product as uncharacterized. NCBI's taxonomy places the organism in Eukaryota, Metazoa, Arthropoda, Merostomata, Xiphosura, Limulidae. Bases 86 to 1024 code for a protein of 312 amino acids. The transcript has 4 exons. The record is from RefSeq and is a predicted model, not a curated record.